Leguminivora glycinivorella is the source of this 1075-nucleotide messenger RNA. Its product is annotated as pseudouridine-5'-phosphatase-like. Lineage: Eukaryota; Metazoa; Arthropoda; Insecta; Lepidoptera; Tortricidae. The transcript is spliced from 4 exons. The record is from RefSeq and is a predicted model, not a curated record. The coding region runs from base 207 to 890 and encodes 227 amino acids. Gene Ontology annotation, molecular function: phosphatase activity.
ACUCAAUCUAGCUUAAUAUACCUAAAUCUAUGACAGUGACAAUGUCACUACUGUCAGUGUCAACACGACGUCACGUCACAUUUUUGAUUUUAUUCGUGAUGUGAUGCCAGUUUCAAGGAUAUUUCAUUAAAUCUCGUCAAUUUCUGAUAUUUUGCUGUGUAUUCAUUAUAUUACAUCACUAUAAUCCGUGUCAUUAUAGCUUAGAUAUGGCGUUUAAGAAAGUAUCACAUGUGUUGUUUGAUUUAGACGGUCUACUAAUAGAUUCUGAAAUUUUGUACACGCAAGCAUUUACCAAUGUUUGCGCUAAAUAUGGCAAAGAGUUCACAUGGGAACUGAAGUCGAGCUUGCUGGGCUUCCAAGGCCAUGAAUGUGCGGAGAAAAUAAUAACAACAUUGGAGCUACCAGUUACUAAACAAGACUUCAUGAAAUUAUGUCAAAAGGAAUAUGAGGUACUGUUCCCCAAAGUCCAGCUCAUGCCAGGUGCACAGAGACUAGUAGAGCACUUACACUCCAAGGGUGUUCCUAUAGCACUAGCCACUAGCUCUGCUCAAGACAGUGUGGACUUAAAAAUGAAAAACUUCCAAGAGUUGUUGGGUCUGUUUCACCACCUCACAAUGGGCUCAACAGACCCUGAAGUUACCAAGGGCAAGCCAGACCCAGCCAUUUUCUUAGUGUGUGCUUCUAGGUUUCCUGAUAAACCUAAACCUGAAGAUUGUCUUGUAUUCGAAGAUGCAGUUAAUGGAGUAAAGGCUGCAAAUGCAGCUAAUAUGCAAGUAGUUGCUGUACCUGAUCCUCGAAUAGACCCUGCCUUACUAAAUACUGCCACUCUAGUCUUGAAUUUGUUAGAAGAAUUUAAGCCAGAGUUAUUUGGCCUUCCAGCAUUUGAUUAAAAGCUUUAAAAAGGUGAGAUAGUUAAAAUUCUUUUUUCUGCAUAAUUUAUAGAUGGUUGUUAGAUAUACAGGGUGCCCGGUAAUUAAUGGACAACCUUUUAUCCACCAAGAGGGCACCUUAUACUGGUCCAGAAAAACUUUAAGGUUUAGUAAAAGUCGCCUGGUUUUCGAGAUUUUCACACUUU